ACUCCUUCGCCAGCCGCGGCGGCUCUCGGCGCUGGCGCAGCGAUGGCGGAGGCCGUGGAGCGCACUGACGAGCUAGUCCGGGAGUACCUGCUGUUCCGCGGCUUCACGCACACGCUGCGGCAGCUGGACGCCGAGAUCAAGGCGGACAAGGAGAAAGGGUUCCGGGUGGACAAGAUUGUGGACCAGCUGCAACAAUUAAUGCAGGUGUAUGACUUGGCUGCCCUUCGGGAUUACUGGAGCUACCUGGAACGUAGGCUCUUCAGCCGCUUGGAGGAUAUAUAUAGACCCACCAUCAACAAGCUGAAAACCAGCCUGUUCCGCUUUUAUCUCGUCUACACGAUCCAGACAAACAGAAAUGACAAAGCUCAAGAGUUCUUUGCAAAGCAGGCCACAGAGCUCCAGAACCAGGCUGAGUGGAAGGAUUGGUUUGUCCUGCCCUUCCUGCCGUCCCCAGACACCAACCCCACCUUUGCUACGUACUUCUCUCGACAGUGGGCCGAUACCUUCAUUGUGUCCCUGCACAACUUCCUGAGCGUACUGUUUCAGUGCAUGCCUGUACCUGUGAUUCUGAACUUUGAUGCGGAAUGCCAGAGGACCAACCAGGUUCAAGAAGAAAAUGAAGUUCUUCGCCAGAAGCUUUUUGCCUUGCAAGCCGAAAUCCACCGCCUGAAGAAAGAGGAGCUGCAGCCAGAGGAGGAAGAGGCCUUGGUCCAGCACAAAUUGCCUCCUUAUGUCUCCAACAUGGACCGCCUGGGGGACUCAGAACUAGCCAUGGUGUGCAGCCAGAGGAGCACUUCCCUCUCCCAGUCGCCUCGAGUGGGUUUCCUGUCCUCGUUGCUGCCUCAGAGUAAGAAGAGCCCCUCGAGGUUGUCACCUGCCCAGGGUCCCUCGCAGGCUCCGAGCUCGGCCAAGAAAGAGCCCUUCAGCAGUCAGACCGCGAAGGGAAGGGACCCGGCGUGCGGGCCCAAGGACGGGAAGAGCCUCUUCGGCGGGCUGGCCUCUGGGGAGUCCAGCUGGUCCCAGCACCGGCAGCGGCGCCUGCAGGAUCACGGCAAAGAAAGGAAGGAGCUUCUGUCUAUGACUUUGCAGAGUGCAGAGAAGAAGCCUGAAACUAGUGGCCCGGAGGCCGAGUCCUGCCCAGAGCUCCACGUGGAGGCACUGGAGACAUUGACGCGGGCUUCCGCAGCAAGCGCCGAGGGAGGAGGGGUCCGUCCUGAGCAGCCGUUCAUUGUGCUGGGGCAGGAGGAGUACGGGGAGCACCACUCCUCCAUCAUGCACUGCAGAGUGGACUGCUCGGGGAGGAGGGUCGCCAGCUUAGACGUGGACGGGGUCAUCAAAGUAUGGUCCUUCAAUCCCAUCAUGCAGACCAAAGCGUCCUCCAUUUCCAAGUCGCCGCUGCUCUCUCUGGAGUGGGCCACCAAGCGGGACAGGCUGCUCCUGCUGGGCAGUGGUGUGGGGACAGUGCGUCUUUAUGACACAGAAGCCAAGAAGAAUCUCUGUGAGAUCAGCAUCAAUGACGACAUGCCCAGAAUCCUGUCUCUCGCGUGUAGCCCCAACGGGGCCUCUUUCGUCUGUUCGGCCGCGGCUCCGAGCCUCGCUUCCCAGGUGGACUUCUCGGCUCCAGAUACCGGCCGCAAGGGUACUGACCAGGUUCCCGGCAAGCUGCUGCUGUGGGACACGAAAACCAUGAAGCAGCAGCUCCAGUUCUCCCUGGACCCCGAGCCCAUUGCCAUCAACUGCACGGCCUUCAAUCACAAUGGGAACCUGCUGGUCACAGGGGCGGCUGAUGGCGUCAUCCGCCUGUUUGAUAUGCAGCAGCACGAGUGCGCCAUGAGCUGGAAGGCCCACUGCGGGGAGGUCUAUUCUGUGGAGUUCAGUUACGACGAGAACACCGUGUACAGUAUCGGCGAGGACGGGAAGUUCAUCCAGUGGAACAUCCACAAGAGUGGCCUGAAGGUGUCUGAGUACACCCUCCCCGCCGACGCCACGGGCCCCUUUGUGCUGUCAGGUUACAGCGGCUACAAGCAGGUUCAAGUUCCCCGGGGCCGACUCUUCGCUUUUGACUCGGAGGGAAAUUACAUGCUGACGUGUUCUGCCACGGGCGGAGUCAUCUACAAGCUGGGUGGGGAUGAGAAGGUUCUGGAGAGCUGCUUGAGCCUGGGCGGCCACCGAGCCCCCGUGGUCACUGUGGACUGGAGCACCGCCAUGGACUGUGGGACGUGCCUCACUGCCUCCAUGGACGGCAAGAUCAAGCUGACCACCCUCCUGGCGCAUAAACUCUGAUGGGGCCCAACCCGAGGGAUGCCCACGGAAGCAGUAUUAUUCUGGGGGGUGUGGGGAGAUGGGACGGGAAGACAGGGCAGUCUGCUUCCACUCUUGCCAGUGCGGGGAGUCUUCAGGGGGAGACUGGACGGGAGCCGCACGGAGCCGUGGCACGAGUGCCCCGGAGACCCACAGGCUGGGCUGUGCCGCAGGCCUGCUCCGGGGGCAGGAGGAGAGCUCGCGAAGCAGGAGACGCAUCGUGAUGGCUGCUCUGUUGGCCCAGGAGGGAUUGACAGUAUUUUGUAUAUAUUUGCUCGUUUUUCAUCAUUUUUUUAAAAAAAGAAUGCUCUCGCGGUCACCUGGUAUCUCUUUCUGGAACGUGUGUGUGCAGCAGAGCGUGUCCCUUCACCCCUUGUCCUUGAAGAGGCACAUGUUCCCGCAGGGAGCCGGUCAGCCGCAAGCCUCCCCUGGGCGCCCACUGCUGCAGGGCUGAGCCUUGGGGGAGGUUUGCUCCGCCUUCGGGGUAGGACGGCCUCUCCCGCACCCCGCUGGCCAGCUGUGGCAUGUGCUGUUCUGUUUCUUUGAGCUCCAGUCAGGUCACAGCGUUCCUUUUCUUCCCUGCAUUGGUGGAGCUUCUCGGGAUGAGGUUAGGGUCCCAGGCUUACUGCUCCCGGCUGCCUUCUGCACUCGGGUCCCUCUGCCACUGGGGCUCCUGUCGUUCUGUCAACUUCACAUCCUUGAGGUUGACCAGAGCCCGGUGCCAGCGCCCUCUGCUGGUGAACGGCGAGAGCACCGGAGCGGGUCUCCCUAGCUUGCUUUUCCAUCUGACGUGGGCCAGGCGUGGGCCUGUUACCUACUUAUGGAAAAUCGGGAAGAAGUUGGUGCUGACGCCUUGGCACCCUUCUGCUGGGAUGUGGAGGAAAGUAGGUAUUUAUGUGGCUCCAUUAUGAGAGAACACCAGAGACUAAGAAGCAGUGACUUACACAUUUUUACCUAUUUCUACCUUGGUGACCCUCUACUCAAACGAAGAAAACCAAGACUCUCCAUUUACAGUUUCCCCAUCUUCUGCACUGAAACAGCAAAUUGUUCACGUCCCCCAGCGAUGCUGUAGGACGUUUAAGAAGCGGUCAUGUGUUUCGUUCGAGUGAUAACGUGGCCUGUUGAACUUCAAAGUUUUGUCUCGCUUUCUAUCUUGUACCCAUUCUCUCUCGUCAGUACUGUCUCCACUGCUACCGAAACGUCUUCAAGGAUUGCAAAGAAACACUUGAAAAGCUG
Prionailurus viverrinus (fishing cat) is the source of this 3537-nucleotide messenger RNA. It is a transcript of the gene WDR91, whose product is annotated as WD repeat domain 91. Gene Ontology annotation, molecular function: phosphatidylinositol 3-kinase regulator activity; protein binding. NCBI's taxonomy places the organism in Eukaryota, Metazoa, Chordata, Mammalia, Carnivora, Felidae. The transcript has 15 exons. Gene Ontology annotation, cellular component: extrinsic component of endosome membrane; late endosome membrane; early endosome membrane. The coding region runs from base 43 to 2283 and encodes 746 amino acids. The record is from RefSeq and is a predicted model, not a curated record. Gene Ontology annotation, biological process: early endosome to late endosome transport.